AUGGGAGAUGUAACUUUAGUUUUAUCUGGUGAUUUUCGACAAACACUUCCUGUAAUGCAACGUGGGACGAAGGCAGAUGAAAUACAUGCAUGUAUAAAGUCAUCUUGCAUUUGGACAAAUGUUCAAAGACUGCGACUGAAAACAAAUAUGCGAGUUCAUUUAACAGGACAAGUCUUUGCACAGAAAUUUGCCAACAAUCUUCUAAGACAUGGAAAUGGUGAUAUUAGUGGCGAUGAAGAAGGGCUUAUAGAUGUGGAAAAUAUUGGAAAUCGUGUUGCCACAACGGACGAACUCAAAGAAAUGGUUUUUCCUAAUAUUCAUGAAAAUUACUGCAACCCUCAAUGGCUAUGUGAAAGAGCUAUCCUUUCUCCAACAAAUGAUAUUGUUAACGUGAUAAAUAACAAACUUUUAAAGAAAUUACCUGGUGCUCUGGAAAUUUAUCAUGUCAUGGAAAUAGAUCAAGUUGUCAACUAUCCGACAGAAUUUUUGAACUCAUUGGAACCACCUGGAGUGCCUGCACAUAAAUUAGAAUUGAAAAUUGGAGCACCAAUUAUGCUUUUAAGAAAUUUGGAUCCGCCUGCAUUGUGUAAUGGAACAAGAUUGAUUGGGAAAAAAUUGAUGCCUAAUGUUAUUGAAGCUAUGAUUAUAACAGGACAUUCAACAGGUAAUAGUGUGCUUAUUCCUCGCAUCCCCAUCAUAUCUUCAGACAUUCCGUUUCAGUUUAAACGACUUCAGUUUCCUGUUGCGAUGAGUAUAAAUAAAUCUCAGGGACAAUCUUCAAAAGUCGUUGGUCUUGACUUGCAGAAGCCUUGCUUUUCACAUGGACAGCUUUAUGUUGGCUGCUCAAGAGUUGGUAAUGAAAAGAACUUAUAUUUAUUGGCACCAAAUGGAAAAACUAAAAAUAUUGAUUAUAAAGAAGUUUUACAAGAAUAG
Messenger RNA from Parasteatoda tepidariorum (common house spider), 933 nucleotides. RefSeq names its product ATP-dependent DNA helicase PIF1-like. Gene Ontology annotation, biological process: telomere maintenance; DNA repair. Gene Ontology annotation, molecular function: DNA helicase activity. The record is from RefSeq and is a predicted model, not a curated record. NCBI's taxonomy places the organism in Eukaryota, Metazoa, Arthropoda, Arachnida, Araneae, Theridiidae.